Molecule: messenger RNA, 1139 nt
Organism: Loxodonta africana (African savanna elephant)
Lineage: Eukaryota; Metazoa; Chordata; Mammalia; Proboscidea; Elephantidae
Product: olfactory receptor 52E2-like
Exons: 1
Coding region: 38-973 (311 amino acids)
Biological process (GO): G protein-coupled receptor signaling pathway
Cellular component (GO): plasma membrane
Molecular function (GO): olfactory receptor activity; G protein-coupled receptor activity
Source: RefSeq, a predicted model, not a curated record
CUUACAAGAACCAUGGACUUAUGCAUUACCAGGCAGGAUGUUUCUUACAAAUGACACCCAAUUCCAUCCCUCAUCCUUCCUACUGCUGGGAAUCCCAGGACUAGAAACUUUCCAUAUCUGGAUUGGCUUUCCUUUUUUUGCUGUAUACCUGACUGCACUCUUAGGGAACUUCACAAUUCUGUUUGUGAUCCAGGCUGAGAACAGCCUCCAUCGGCCCAUGUUCUACUUCCUAGCCAUGUUGGCCACCAUUGAUUUGGGUCUCUCCACAGCUACCAUCCCUACGAUGCUCAGUAUCUUCUGGUUCAACCUUAGAGAGAUCAUCUUCAAUGCCUGCCUCACCCAGAUGUUUUUCAUCCACAACUUCACUGGCAUGGAGUCAGCAGUUCUCUUGGCAAUGGCUUAUGACGGCUACGUGGCCAUCUGCAACCCACUCCGAUAUAGCAUCAUCCUCACUAACAAGGUCGUUUCUGUGAUUGGUCUUGGUGUACUAGUGAGAUCAUUUCUUUCUGUUAUUCCAUUUGUAUUUCUCAUAUUGCGACUACCCUUCUGUGGGAAUCACGUCAUUCCCCACACCUAUUGUGAACACAUGGGUCUUGCUCGUUUGUCUUGUGCCAGUAUCAAGGUCAAUAUUAUCUAUGGCCUGGGUGCUAUUUCCAUCUUGGUGUUUGACAUCAUAGCCAUUGCUAUUUCUUAUGUCCAGAUACUCCGUACUGUUUUCUGUCUUCCUUCCCGUGAAGCCCGGCUCAAGUCCCUCAGCACAUGUGGUUCACAUGUAUGUGUAAUUCUUGCUUUCUAUACCCCAGCCCUCUUUUCCUUUAUGACACAUCGCUUUGGCCAGGAGGUCCCCCGCUAUAUCCACAUACUUCUGGCCAAUCUCUAUGUCAUAGUGCCACCGAUGCUCAACCCUGUUAUCUAUGGAGUCAGAACCAAGCAGAUCUAUGACCAUGUGAAGAUAAUAUUAUUACAGAAAUAAAGAGGGAAAGAGAAAUAAAACCAAAUACAUAUGAGAUGGACCUUUUGGGAAGAGAAAUGCCUUGUCAUAGUAACUAGGUUUAAUUGUACUUAACAGAAAGGCUUGUUUAUAUUGGCUCCCUUCUGUAAAUAUUUAAUGGGUAUAGGGUCUGUAUGAGUUGGAAUCC